Messenger RNA from Naumovozyma castellii, 1317 nucleotides. It is a transcript of the gene UBX3, whose product is annotated as clathrin-mediated endocytosis regulator UBX3. The record is from RefSeq and is a predicted model, not a curated record. The transcript has a single exon. NCBI's taxonomy places the organism in Eukaryota, Fungi, Ascomycota, Saccharomycetes, Saccharomycetales, Saccharomycetaceae. The coding region runs from base 1 to 1317 and encodes 438 amino acids.
AUGGAUUUCUUCAGAAACAUAUUUGCUCUUAGAGAUGGAGAGAGAUUAGGAACAACAACUCCACUUCCGGGGUCAUUUCCUAGCUCGCCAACAACAAGCCCACAUGAAUCGAGCAAUACUAUAGCAGGGGAUUCUAACCAAUCUGCGGAGAAUACAGCAAAAUAUACACUUACAAACCUAGUUCUUUUUAUAUUCAGACUUCCACUAGUACUUCUAUACUACUUUAUGAGAACUUGUAUCAGUGGCUUAUCAAGCUUACGAUUUUUUAAUAGGCUGGGAAGUUUCUAUCAUUCAAAUAAUAAGUUUAUCUCAGAUAGUGAAGCAGAAUUAAAGUCAUUGUUAGAGGCACUCUCUAGCGAUUAUGAAGCCGUCACACCUAAUUCGUAUACGUUCAAUUCCCUUUAUGAUAAGGAUAAUGGAACCCUGGCCCCUACUUUCCUGAAGACGAAAUACCCAGAUUUGCUGCAGGGUAUCUCAGAACAAGGUACAUUUGGUAUAAUCUAUUUACAUGAUGCACUAUUAGACAACCCUUUGGAGUAUGUGAACGAGAUACUUUGUUCAGAAAGUUUUGUAAAUUUAGUGCAGAAGUUUCAAACAUUGUUGUGGUUUGGUAGUAUUCAAAGUUCAGACGCAUUGCAAGUUGCCAAUUCAUUAAAUAUACGAAAAUUCCCCUUUCUGGGAAUAUUAUGGUUGAAAAAUAGUGGUACUGUUGAAUUGAUUUACAAACAAGAAGGACCCUUAGAUGCGGGUAGUUAUAAUCCCCAGACAAUCGAUAAUCUUCUGGCCAAGCGAUAUCCAACUUUAAUCAAUAUACGCCAACAAAGACAAAAUCAAGAAAUGGAAAGACUAAUACGAGAUCAACAGGAUUCAAGAUUUGAAGAGUCUCUGAGAAGAGAUCAAGAGAGAGACGAGCAAAGAAACGCAGAAAUCGAGAGAGAACACAUUCAAACUGAAAAUAGGAGGCUUGAAAAGGAAUGGUUGCUUUGGAGGAAAGCUCAAUUGAAGCCAAAACCGGUGGGUGAUAUGACUGACAAAUGUAAUAUCGCUAUUAGACUUAAUGGAGAUAGACUGAUAAGAAAAUUUGAUUCUUCUUUGAGAAUUGAGGAAAUUUAUGCAUACGUCGAAUUGUAUAGGACAGAUAUGUUGAAUAGCGAUGAGACUUAUCAAAAUGGUAAUGAACCACCACUAGGAUAUGAGCACAAUUUUAAUUUCAAAUUAAUGAGUCUUGUUCCAAGGAAAGAGUUAGAUUUAAAUACAAUCAUCAGAGAUGAAAGUGCAAUUUACCCAUCGGGAAAUGUAGUCGUUGAACUUUUGUAA